Molecule: messenger RNA, 1206 nt
Organism: Protopolystoma xenopodis
Lineage: Eukaryota; Metazoa; Platyhelminthes; Monogenea; Polystomatidea; Polystomatidae
Source: the annotation of a GenBank genome assembly
AUGGCCGUCACUCAAGUUGACAUGAGAUGCGCUGUUGUUGCCCCUACUUUGACCAUUCCACCGCUGCCGACAGAGACAAGCAGGCAGACUACAUAUCGUUGCCCAUUUUUCAUCGAAAUACACUUAAAGGCCCCAAGCACAGCCCGCCUCCCGACGACCGGUGUACCACCUUCGCCCGACUUGUGCAUGUACGUUCUUCCGUUAGCCCAUGUCGGACGCCACUCAACGCCCAACGAGCCAAGAGAGCCAAUUUUCGGCCCUUUUGACGAUGAAGUGUACACUGUACAGGGCGGGAAGCAAAAGGUCAAGACUCGUGUGUCAUUUUCAUCUUGCCCUCCUUCCCUAAUGACUACUCGAGAGCUCAGGUUCAUCAUCACUGCACUGUUGGGGGCAACGGGGCAAGAUGGGUACCAUGGUCGUCAGUUUUGGUCUCACAACUCGACACUCCUUAGUGGAGGUCCCUAUUGUUUGGCCAAACCGCCCCCCUCAUCGUCGUACCGGGACCCUCAUCAGAGCAGAUCCUCAAGGGGACAAAUCACUGGGCCCGUAACCUGCUCAACUUGGAGAGCAGCUCAACUCUCGAAAGUCGGGCCCAGACACAAAAGCCAUAAUUUAAACGCCAGGCCAGUCAUGCCCUCAUGUACAAAUCCUGUCUUGCUCUUCCUCAUGCUUCCAUCUGGCCGGCUCGAAUCUCUCGCCUGUCUCUGUUUCAGCUUGUCCGAGUUACAGGGUUCCAGUUCACAUGUCGGCCGAAUGUGGUGCACUGAGCGCAUCAACCAAGCCGACAGCACCCUCCAUUUGGUGGGGGAUUUGUCCGGCUCGCUGCCCAUUGGCCGGCACUGGCCACAACGUGGCACUCUGGCUCGACUGCGAAUGCGACCACAGAGCGCAAGAACCGAAGGAGUGUCUGCUUCUGGGGCAUCUGCAACAAUGACACUCUGCAACCAUAGUAGCCUCCCCUCGGCAGAUUGCAUCUCGGGCGUAGUUAAGUCUAGUUGCCGAGAGGCACCACUUGGCGUUGGCCGAAUCCGAGGCAUCGGUGAGAAGGCGCAAUUGGGCACACUGACAAAAGGUAAUCCUUCACAUUGUUUAUUGCAUCAAGUUCGGACAAUGGUACAGAAUACGAAGAUUAGCUGGGUUUCGAUGCACCUCCUGAAUAACGUUGUUGUAAAGAAUUUCGUUUCGUACAAUGACAAAGAGAUCUAA